Molecule: messenger RNA, 1512 nt
Organism: Exophiala bonariae
Lineage: Eukaryota; Fungi; Ascomycota; Eurotiomycetes; Chaetothyriales; Herpotrichiellaceae
Exons: 4
Coding region: 1-1512 (503 amino acids)
Biological process (GO): transmembrane transport
Cellular component (GO): plasma membrane
Molecular function (GO): transmembrane transporter activity
Source: RefSeq, a predicted model, not a curated record
AUGGCAACUGGCGAUAUUGAGAACGCCCGCCGCGGAACAGAUAUGUCCCAAUCGCUCGAACGAGAAACGACAAGCUCAGAAUAUGGAGACCUAGGUCCGCCUUCGAUCUCAGAUGUUGAAACAGUGAGGGAAAAGCCACCCGAGCAGCGAGCCUCUUCAGCAACCGGCAACUCGUUCAGUCUCCGACGUACAGUAACACGGAGGGAAACCGUCCUGUCUCGCAUCAGGUCGAGAGCGCCGAUCGGAAAUUUCACUCACCCAUUACAACAUGAGAAAACGGCCGCAGACCUGGUGGUUGAUUUUGACGGUCCGGAUGAUCCAUACCGACCGUUGAACUGGGCGAUGAAGAAAAAGAUCAUCACAACCGCACUGUAUGGAUUCACUACCAUGUCUGCUAGCUGGGCGAGUAGCUCCUACAGUGCUGGAACGCAGCAAGUUGCAGAGGACUUCCAUGUCGGCACUCAGGUCGCCACGUUGGGAACCACCCUGUUUCUCUUUGGUUUCGGUAUUGGGCCUUUACUGUGGGCGCCUCUUUCGGAAGUGUAUGGGCGGAAGAAUGCUGUGCUUCCGCCAAUGUUUGUUGCGGCUUGUUUUGCUUUUGCGACUGCCGUUUCGAAGGAUAUCCAGUCUGUUAUGAUUACCAGGUUCUGGGCUGGGUUCUUUGCAUCUGCACCUGUGACCAAUACAGGUGGAGUGAUUGGCGACCUGUUCCCGUCAACUCAAAGAGGUUUUGCCAUCGCUUCGUAUGCCAUGGCGGUAGUGCUCGGUCCAGUAUUUGGGCCGAUAGUCUCGGCUGCACUGGUUGUGCAACCAUCUCUUCGCUGGCGUUGGACAGAGUACCUGACUGGCAUUCUCCAAUUGUUUGUCCUGGCCUUGGAUGUGAUAUUCCUGGAUGAGUCGUACCCCCCGCGUCUUUUGGUGUACAAAGCCAGACGUCUCCGAAUUCAGGGUGGCAACUGGGCGUUACAUGCCAAAUUCGAGGAAUGGGAUGUGUCGCUCAAAGAGCUCGCUAGCAAAUUUCUUGUCCGCCCAAUUCAGCUGUUGGUGACACCCAUAUGCGGACUCAUUGCCCUGUAUGCGAGCUUUUGCUAUGGAAUCCUGUACAUGCAGCUUGGGGCAAUUCCCAUAAUCUUUGCAGAGCAUCGUGGGUGGGGCCAGGUCGUUUCGGUGCUUCCAUUCCUAGCAAUCCUCGUGGGAACAGUCCUCGGCGCCGCGAUCAAUGUUUACAACCAGUUCCGAUACAAUCGAAUAGUGAAGACCUCGGGUAAGAAUGUGGUUCCCGAAGCUCGCUUACCGCCCAUGGCUUUUGGUUCCAUUAUGUUCGCUGCUGGCAUGUUUACCACUGGCUGGACGGCAGAUCCAAGAUAUCCCUGGAUUGCUCCAGUGAUUGGUCUCGCCAUGACUGGUCUUGGAUUCUUCACCAUUUUUCAAGCUGCAAUAAACUACCUCGUUGAUACAUUUCACAAGUAUGCCGCCAGCGCCGUGGCAGCGAAUAAUUUCUCCAACAUGUAA